Molecule: messenger RNA, 831 nt
Organism: Oryza sativa Japonica Group (Japanese rice)
Lineage: Eukaryota; Viridiplantae; Streptophyta; Magnoliopsida; Poales; Poaceae
Source: RefSeq, a predicted model, not a curated record
UGUGUGUCCGUGUGAUCCAGAGCGGGAGGGAGGAGGAAGCGGAGGGGGAUGGUGGGGGGAAGAGGAGGAGGAGGAGGGGGAGGAGGAUGGGGAGGGGCGGGGCGGAAGCAGGAGAGGCGGGCGCUGAUGGUGGCGUUCGCGGUGGCGCUGCUGAUGGGCACCGCCGUCUACUUCCGCAUCUGGGCGCGCCAGUCCACCGACCCCUCCUUCACCGUCGACGACCGCGAGGAGCUCCGGAGGCAAUUUGAGCGUGCCAACCUAGAAGCAAUGGAUGAAUCUGCUGAAUGGAGAAUGAAAUAUGACACAGAGUUUGCGAAAAACAAACAGAUGCAAGAUGAACUUUUAAAGGCUAAGGCCUCACUCUCUGCUUCAACUAAGAGAUUUAGCCUAUUGAAAAAGGAUAAUGAGGUGUUGAAGAGGCAGAUUCAGAUCAUGAAACAGCAAUGCAAUUGCACUGUUACAUCGAACCUUACACAAGAAUAAUGACAUUACUACAUACUUCUUUUGUAGUUUAGCAUUCAUCUUCCUUAAAAUUUGACAUAUGAACUAGCGGGAGGCCUAGUAGAGUGGUGAAGUAUGAAGUAGGAGAAAUAGCUACUGUAGCAAGAAUAUUACUUUGCUUGCAAUUGUUAGUGAGUUUUACACAUGCCAUUUUGAAGUGGUUGCUCCUGACUAGCAAACUACCAGUGCAAAUAGAAGAUUUUUGGUUCAUUUGAGUGGUGUAUUCAGUUAUAAGUUAUCCUUGACUGGCCCUUACAAGGCUGUUUGGUAUUUGUAAAUAUACGUUGUCUUAAUGGCCAUAUCCAGUUCCUUUCUUGUUUGGUCCGUGCC